Messenger RNA from Cervus elaphus (red deer), 499 nucleotides. Its product is annotated as thymosin beta-4-like. Lineage: Eukaryota; Metazoa; Chordata; Mammalia; Artiodactyla; Cervidae. Gene Ontology annotation, cellular component: cytoplasm. The transcript has 2 exons. Gene Ontology annotation, biological process: actin filament organization; regulation of cell migration. The coding region runs from base 1 to 135 and encodes 44 amino acids. Gene Ontology annotation, molecular function: actin monomer binding. The record is from RefSeq and is a predicted model, not a curated record.
AUGUCUGACAAGCCCGAUAUGGCUGAGAUUGAGAAGUUCGAUAAAUUGAAAUUGAAGAAAAAGGAAACGCAAGAGAAAAAUCCACUGCCUUCGAAAGAAACGAUUGAACAGGAGAAGCAAGCAGGCGAGUCGUAAUGAAGCAUGCGCCGCCAGCAUGCACUGUACAUUCCACAAGCAUUGCCUUCUUAUUUUACUUCUUUUCCCUGUUUAACUUUGUAAGAUGCAAAGAGGUUGGAUCGAGUUUAAAUGACUGUGCUACCCCUUUUUACAUCAAAGAAUGGAGAACUACUGACAAAGUAGGCCGCGCCUGCCUCUCCCAUCUGCCUAUGUGGCUGGCAGGGAAGGAAAAGAACUUGCAUGUUGGUGAAGGAGGAAGCUGGGUGGGACAACAGUGAAAUCUAGAGUAAAAAGCUGGUCCAAGGUGUCCUGCGGGCUGUAAAAUGCAGUUUAAUCAGAGUGCCAUUUUUUUUUUUGUUGUUGUUCAAAUAAUGAAAAUUUG